UCGAUACAGUUGUUAGCAUAUAUUACUAUCUUUAGUUGACGAAGUGUUGGGUGAACUGUUUCAGCUGUGUGAUUUAUCAACUUUACAGUUUUGUCAUUUGUUUACAAGUCAUCCAAGUAAGCUAAGUGAGUAUCCAGUGAUUUUAUUCACAGCAAUGGCAACUGUAGAUCUGAACUCUAUGUGUCAACAGUACAGAAGAAGGAAUAAGAUAGAAGGUCUACCCGACCUGAAAGGUUUAAAGCUGACAGUAUCAGAUGUUAAAUGGAAGCGUCUCUCGUCCAAUCCUAAGCAGUUGACAUCUGAACCCAAGCAGUCUAUAGAUGUCAACAAAAACGUAGACACGGAGCUACACACUAAUGUCCAACAUAAGAGAAAGUUCACCAUUCAGCGUGGGAGAGUUACAGGGAUCUUUCAAAACUUGUGGGUGACAUUUGAAAAUUGGCUUGUCGGCUUCGACCCUGGGGCGGAAUGCUCAGAGGUUGUAGAGAAUUUCAAGAUCGUGCACAGUGGCAGGUCCCGACGGUCGAGCUGGUUUCAGUGGGUGUGGGGCGCCACACCACCAAAGAUGGAACACAAUGGUCAGCUUAGACACGACACGUAUGAACUAGAGUGCAAGGUGUCCUGUACUGGUAGAGUUCUUUUCGUGAACGCUGACGUCACCCAGGAACUGGCCAUUAAGGAGAUAGCUGAUGACGUGGGCUAUGACAGGAGCCUGUUGGAGACCUUCUCUGAGGGGUGGGUGAGCAGAUCAAGGGGCGUACGCUGGACACUGUCAGGGCGGUACACGUUCCCUCAAGUCUCGGUCCAACAAAUUGUUAUCAGUUAAAUACAUAUUUGUGUGUGAAAACUUGUAGAUUUACAUAGUUGAGAUAUCCAUAAUAAUUUUUUUUUAAAUUCAAAAUUUCACCAAUACUGCUUUAAACUGUACGUUUUAAAUGAAAUUAUACUUUGUUGAAAUUGUACGUAAUCAAAAUAAAAAUGAUAACAUUACGUAUUUUACAAAAAGGUACUGAUCUGUUUCUCUGUGCUAGUUAAUGUUUGUUUACAAAAACGAAAUUAUAUUAUGCAGUCCAAGUAAAGGUAGGCUUAUUGCCAGAUAGGAAUAUAUCUGUGUAAAUUAAACCAGGUAGGAAUAUAUCGAUAUGUAAUUAAACCAGGUAGGAAUUUAUCGAUAUGUAAUUAAACCAGGUAGGAAUAUAUCUGUGUAAAUUAAACCAGGUAGGAAUAUAUCUAUGUGUUACAAGGUGGUUAAUUAUAAAACAUUUUAAAUAUUUAUAUUUAAAGUAAAACCAUACAAAACAAUAUGACAGGCAAUGAAGCACACAUUUAAACGUCUGUUUUUUUAAUUAGAAAUACGUACCAAGGUAGGUAACUAGGUAAAUUAGGAUUUUGCUAAAAAUCAUGUACGAGUUAUUCCGCUUUUGCCUUAACUGAUUUGAUUAUGUUUAGCCUUUAAAAAAAUGAUUUAUACCAUUUGUUAAUACUUCUCACGAACUGUAGUCAAAAUGAAAGGAAGGUUGGUGACCCAAAUGUGAUUCUU
Messenger RNA from Physella acuta, 1540 nucleotides. RefSeq lists its product as uncharacterized. The record is from RefSeq and is a predicted model, not a curated record. Lineage: Eukaryota; Metazoa; Mollusca; Gastropoda; Physidae.